Messenger RNA from Ochotona curzoniae (black-lipped pika), 3279 nucleotides. Its product is annotated as guanylate cyclase D-like. Lineage: Eukaryota; Metazoa; Chordata; Mammalia; Lagomorpha; Ochotonidae. Gene Ontology annotation, molecular function: peptide receptor activity; guanylate cyclase activity; protein kinase activity. The record is from RefSeq and is a predicted model, not a curated record. The transcript has 18 exons. Gene Ontology annotation, biological process: cGMP biosynthetic process; receptor guanylyl cyclase signaling pathway; intracellular signal transduction. The coding region runs from base 1 to 3279 and encodes 1092 amino acids.
AUGCUCCUGCUCUGCCAGAACUACCGGGGCUCCACUCCCCAUAUUGCAAGGAAGGUUUCUGUCCUGCCAUUGGUGUCUGUGGUGCUUUGGGGUAUCCUUGUAGGGGCUGGUCCCUUCCCCUGUCCAGCCUGGGGGACAGAAACCUUCACCUUGGGAGUGCUGGGUCCUUGGGACUGUGACCCCAUCUUUGCCCAGGCCCUGCCUGGAGUGGCUGCCCAGCUGGCUGUGGACAGAGCCCACCAAGACCCCUCGCUGCUGCUGGGCUUACACCUGGCUCCGGUGGUACUCCCCACAGGCUGUGACACUCCCCGUGCCCUGACCACAUUCCUGACCCACAGGAAUUCUGCAGCUGCCUUUGUGGGUCCUGCCAAUCCUGAGUACUGCCCAGCGGCAGCCCUGCUGGCCCAAGGCUGGGGCAAAACUCUCUUUUCCUGGGCAUGUGGGCCCCCAGAGAGAGCCCACCCUGCCCACCUGGUGCCCACCCUGCCUCCUGCUGCCCACGUGCUGCUGCAUAUCCUGAGAUACUUCAGUUGGGCUCGUUUGGCCAUUGUGUCAUCCCACCAGGACAUCUGGGUGGCCACUGCCCGGCAGCUGGCCACAACCUUCAGGACACAUGGGCUGCCCGUGGAGCUGGUGACUGCUCUGGGACCUGGGGACCAGGGGACCAUGGAAGUUGUGGAGCAGCUCAGGGGUGUGCACGGCCUGAAAGUCGUGGUGCUGUGCAUGCAUUCGGCGCUACUGGGAGGUGCGGAGCAGAGCGUGCUGCUUGGUCACAUGGGGGAUGCAGGCCUGGCCGACGGCAGGCUGGUCUUUCUGCCCUACGACACGCUGCUCUUUGCCCUGCCCCACCGCAACCGCUCCUACACGGCCCUCACAGCCCAUGGGCCCCUGCGAAAGGCCUACGAUGCCGUGCUCACCGUAACUCUGGAAUCUGGCUCCACAGAAGAGGCCCUCGCUGCUGCGCACCUAGAGCCGGAGCAGGUGUCACCACUCUUCGGAGCCAUCUACGAUGCUGUUGUCCUCCUAAUCCACGCCUUGAACCGCUCUCAGGGCCGUGAGCCACGACUCUUAGGGGCUCACUUAGGGGAUUACACAGGAGCUCUGGAUGUGGCUGGCUUCAGCCAGAGAAUCCGGACAGACAAGAAGGGCCAGAGGCUGGUCCAGUACAUCAUCCUGGACACAGAUGGUCAGGGGAGCCAGCUGGUCCCAACCCACAUCCUGGACACAGGCAAAUGGGAGGUGCAGUCCCUGGGCAGGACCAUACACUUUCCAGGAGGGGCCCCUCCAUCCCGUGACUCCAGCUGCUGGUUUGACCCCAAUAUGCUAUGCAUGAGAGGUGCACACACCCUGGGCAGUCUCCCCACUCUGGUGCUGGUCUGUGUCCUGCUGCUGGCCACCGGGGUCCUUGCUUACCUCAUCAGAUGGGGUAUCCAGCGGCUGGCAAAGGGGCCUCACCAGAUCCUGCUUCCUGCCCAGGAAUUCACCUUUCUCCAUCAGCCACCACCGGGCAGGCAGAGGUCUCACAUGGACAGUGAGAGUGAAUCAAGAAGCAUGGCAGAUGGUGACAGCCUGAGAUCGGCACCCCACGGAUCAGCAGGGAACCUACUGGUCCCCCAGGAGCCCACCAAUGUGGCCCUGUACCAGGGAGAAUGGGUCUGGUUGAAGAUGUUGGAAGUAGACACAACCUCUGAGCUGCGCCCCCGCACCCUCAGCCUCCUGAGAAAGAUGCAGGAGCUGAGACAUGAGAAUGUUGCUGCCUGUCUGGGCUUGCUCGUGACCUCUGGAGUCAGUGCUGUGGUGCUGGAACACUGUGCCAGGGGCAGCCUGGAGGACCUGUUGCAGAACAAGACCCUGCGGUUGGACUGGACCUUCAAGGCCUCCCUGCUGCUGGAUUUGAUCCGUGGCAUGCAGUACCUGCACCAUCGACACUUCCCUCAUGGCCGCCUCAAGUCCAGAAACUGUGUGGUGGAUGGGCGUUUUGUGCUCAAGGUCACUGAUCAUGGCUAUGCAGAGCUCCUGGACGCUCAACAGGCUCCGCAACCCCAGCCAGCCCCAGAAGAGCUGCUGUGGACAGCUCCUGAGCUGCUGCGGAGGCCUGGGGGCCCUGGACGGGGCACCCUCCAAGGGGACGUCUUCAGCAUGGGCAUCAUCCUGCACGAGGUCCUGACUCAGGGCCCACCCUACCGCUCCUUGGGGAUCUCGGCAGCAGAAAUCAUCAGGAAGGUGGCAAGUCCUCCUCCCCUGUGCCGGCCACUGGUGUCCCCCGAGCAGGGCUGGCCCGAGUGCAUCCAGCUGAUGAAGCAGUGCUUGGAGGAGGCCCCAGAGGACAGGCCAAGCCUGGAUCAGAUCCACAGCGAGUUCAAAAGCCUCACCCGAGGCAAGAAGAGUGGCACGGCGGACUGCCUGCUGCAGAUGCUGGAGAAAUACUCACGGGACCUGGAGGGCCUGGUCCUGGAGCGCACCCAGGAGCUGCAGCUGGAGCGCCAGCGGACAGAGCGGCUGCUCGCACAGAUGCUGCCUCCGUCUGUGGCCAGAGCCCUGAAGAUGGGGCAGACCGUGGAGCCGGAGUAUUUUGACCAGGUUACCAUCUAUUUCAGCGAUAUUGUGGGUUUCACUACCAUCGCAGCUCUGAGUGAGCCCAUGGAGGUGGUGGCCUUGCUCAACGACCUCUACACACUGUUCGAUGCCAUUCUAGGCAACCACAAUGUGUACAAGGUGGAGACCAUCGGAGACGCCUACAUGGUGGUGUCGGGGCUGCCUCAGCGCAACGGAAGCCGGCACGCAGCCGAGAUCGCCAACAUGGCCCUGGACAUCCUCAGCUCUGCGGGCGACUUCCACAUGAGGCACGCGCCUGGUGUGCCUGUGUACAUCAGGGCUGGCCUGCACUCAGGGCCCUGUGUGGCAGGGGUCGUUGGUCUCACCAUGCCUCGGUACUGCCUCUUUGGGGACACAGUCAACACUGCCUCCCGGAUGGAGACCACGGGACUGCCCUAUAGAAUCCACAUCAGCCUCAGCGCUGCUCAAACCCUGCUCAGCCUGGAUGAGGGCUAUCAGGUCGACCUCAGGGGCCCGACCGAGCUGAAGGGGAAGGGUGUGCAAGAGACCUACUGGCUGACCGGCAAGGCUGGCUUCACCAGGCCUCUCCCUGCCCUUCUGGACAUCCAGCCUGGGGACCCCUGGCAGCAAUUCAUAAACCAAGAAAUCAGGGCAGCCUUUGCCAAAGCCCACCAAGGCACUGCUGGGACCCAGAGCUCAGGGAAGGCACUGACCACACCCUGA